Messenger RNA from Anthonomus grandis grandis, 9951 nucleotides. It is a transcript of the gene stet, whose product is annotated as protein rhomboid. Gene Ontology annotation, cellular component: membrane. The record is from RefSeq and is a predicted model, not a curated record. Gene Ontology annotation, molecular function: serine-type endopeptidase activity. The coding region runs from base 325 to 1704 and encodes 459 amino acids. NCBI's taxonomy places the organism in Eukaryota, Metazoa, Arthropoda, Insecta, Coleoptera, Curculionidae. The transcript is spliced from 9 exons.
CCGGAAUGUAACAGUAGUGGUCGGCUUAUUUAUGUUUUUAUACUUUUCCAACGUUAUUUUAUUAGUUUCUUUUGUCGUGAAGGUGUCGAACUUUGUCUGUUUAUAAGUUUAUUGAUUUUUUUGCAAUUUCCAAGCUCAAGUUCCAAUACAAACAAGUUAUUGACAUAACAAAAUAAAUCCAGCAACGCUUAUAUGGAAAAUCCAUGUAAACAAUAAACUGCUGCCGUUUGGAUUACUUAAGGAUUUCAUGUUUAUUUGCGCUAUUUUUACGAUCAUUAAAGAAUUGUUUUCAUUUUGGCGUAUGAUUAUAGUCGCCUGCAUGCAAUGCUCUCGCACAAAUCCUGGCCGCACCGUCUCUCACCCUCAACGACCGCCAUCCUGACGCGUGCCACCACGACAUUCUCGCAUGCGCAAUCGGAAGAAUCCGGAAUCGAACCCGGUUACAUAGCGACAAUCACUGGGUCCUUCGUGUCCUUUGGACCGCAGGACGUGUUCGAACCAUAUGACGUGGACCACAUUGAUGCAGGCAGUGAGGAGGACGAGAGCGAAGUGAGGAGGGAACUACUCGCUGACCAAUGGAGACAGUUUUUUGAUAAGUUUGAUCCUGAAGGAUUCGGUGAAAUCCUCUGGCCGGAUUUUCUAAACGCAAUGGACAAUCCAGAGUUUCGAGAACGAGUUAAUACUGGAAAACGUCAAAUUUUACUAGAUAAAGCUCGCACUGCCACUACGCCUUCAAUAACUUUCCAAGACUUUGUAAAUGUGAUGACUGGAAAGCGAUCCAGGAGUUUUAAAUGCGCCGUCCACCACAGAGACCGAGAGGUAUCGUCCGAAAACGAUUUUCAUCUGCAAUUGGUUGAACCACCAUUAUUUCGCAGGAUGGUGACCAUAGUAGCGGACGAAUUCCUCACAGACGACAGAGAUAGGAAAUACUAUGCCGACCACUAUAAAUGCUGUCCUCCACCAUUUUUCAUCAUUAUCGUAACUCUAGUCGAAUUGGGAUUUUUCAUUUACUACUCCGUAAGCAAAGGAGAACUAAAUCCUGCAGGUCCAGUUCCUGUGGAAUCCAUAUUUAUUUACAGGCCAGACAAAAGAAUAGAAAUAUGGAGGUUUUUGUUCUACAUGUUGUUACAUGCUGGGUGGCUUCACCUCGGUUUCAACCUGGUGGUGCAGCUGUUAGUGGGCCUACCCUUGGAAAUGGUUCACGGAUCGGGCAGGGUGGCCCUAAUCUACGUCGCAGGGGUGAUCGCCGGUUCUCUAGGGACUUCCGUCUUUGAUACGGAUGUGUAUCUAGUUGGGGCCAGCGGUGGAGUAUAUGCCCUACUAGCCGCCCAUUUAGCGAACGUAUUAUUGAAUUAUAACAAUAUGCAGUGUGGGAUUUUGCGAUUAUUUGGGAUAUUUGCUAUAGCAUCCUGUGACGUAGGCUACGCAAUUUACUCACGAUACGCCGACGAAGUAGGGCCUCCGGUGUCUUAUGUGGCUCACCUUACUGGAGCCCUCGCGGGACUCACUAUCGGCCUGCUGGUCCUCAAGAAUUUUGAACAAAAGUUACACGAGCAACUCCUCUGGUGGGUGGCGUUAGGAGUCUAUGCAGCCUGCACUAUAUUCGCCGUUUUGUUCAACGUCAUGAAUCCGACCGUAGAACAAAUUGAGAGUUUAGGAGACGGGGUUAAUAGUCAACACAUUUAUAAUAGGUUUGGAGUGUAAACAGAAGAGUCAAAGUUGGGUGGUUGUUAAUAGGUCUGAUGAUUCGAAGUGAUUUUGACCAGGGGUUCGAAAUACUUAAGAGCCAGGAAGCAUGGUCUUUUGACGGUUUCAAUUUCUAAAAAAAAUUCAUUAAUUUGAAAUCUUGCUGGCUCAGGAUCAAAUUUUCAUGUUUUGUACAGGGUGUCCUAUUUUGGGUACUUUUGUCCGUUAUUUUUAGAGAUAGAGAGUUGCGGUUUUCGCGACACUGUGCUAUUUUUUCGUAAAACUAAAGAUGCUGUUAACAAAAUUUUUAUAGCCCUUUUAUUUUUUAAGGUACAGGGCGUUUUUUGAAAUUUUUGCAUUUUGGGAUCCCCCUCGUAUCUCGUAGAAUCUAGUGGUGUAGAUCUAUUUCUUUUUAUUAAUAGUUUUUGAACUAUAACCAAAACUUAUGUUUUAUUAAACGGAACACCCUAUAUAUUUAUAGUUCAUAAAAUUGGCCUUUUUUAUACCUUUUUAAAAAUAUAUAACAGUAUGGACUUUUUUUCAAAAAUACGAGAAUAACUAACAAUUUUCUAAAUUAAAUGCAUAAUUUAAUAAUAGGUCGUGAAUAACAAUAACAGGCAAAUAAAAAGUUACAAAUUAAUAACGAUGAAUGGGGAAUUGUAUCAUUCCUAUUUUUUUUUGUAAUAAAAGAACAUAAAAAACGAAUAUAUAAAUUUAAUAAACACUAUAAGAAAACAUCGAUAUAACAAAACAACACUUUUACAAGAGAUGUUCAAAAUGACCACCAUCUUCUCUGAUAUAAAAUUGGCACAUCUUUGUAACCCUUUGAAUAGCAUUCAAAAUAAUAAUUUGUCUCUUUCUCAGAUUUUGAAAUUCUAAAUGAAUUGCGUCUUGAAGUUCUAUUAGAUUAUUGCAUUGUCUUCUAUACACUUGAUCUUGUAUAUAUCCCUAUAAAAAAAUCGGCGGAACGUGAAGGCCAUCUAACAGGUCCGUUGGUACCUAUUCAUCUUUGAGCAAAAUUAUUUUCAAAAAGUUCUGGAAUAACUUCCUCAAGUAUCUCUAGAUACCUACGUGCUAAAAUUCGGUAUACUAUUUGUUUUCCCAAAAUAAAACAAGACAUUCCAACUCCUAUUUUCUUUAUUGUAUUCUUUAGGACGCGGCUGAACAAAAGAUCAGUGCUCAUGUAAUUUGUCUUUAAAGAGCAAAUAUACCAAAAAAACGGUUGCCUUCUCUCUGCAUAUCUAACAAGCAUGAAACUCCAACAUUAGAAAUUGGUAGGUAGUCAUAUAACGGCUUCUAACUUACCUAUGGAAAUAUGAAGACUUGAAAUAAAUAAUGUGCUAAGUGCCACAAUUAUUAUUUCGAGAUAAAGAAUGUUUUUUAUACUAUAAUCAAUGUAUAAGAAAAAACUCUUUGAAAAUUAAACAUAGGUUUAUUUAAGUAAGUAUUUUUCUGUGUACAUAAUAUUUUCGACAAACUUUUGUAAAAAAUGUCUGAAAAAAAAUGACAAAUUACAAGUUCAUAGAAUGUGCUAAGUGCCAUUACAAAAAUAUAAAUUUUGUGGUAAGCAAAUAACGAAAAAACACAAAAAAUGUAGCUUCGAAUUAAUGUUAGGAUUCGAUAGAACCUCAUAAAAUUGUCUGUUUUCUUCCUUCAAAUAAGGAAUCAUUGCCAGCAGAUUUUGUUUUUUCUCUUCAGAAAUUCUACUCUGGCAGGUUAGGUUUGGCAGAGUCAUUUCUGCGAUAGCUUCAAUUGUAACAUUUUUCUUCAAAACCUUCGUUGCUUUGCAUGAGUCUAUUUCGUUCAGAGUUUCUCGGAUUCUGACAAAUCCUGGAUUUUCUCGGCUAAUACAAAUCUGUUGAGCUUUAGAAAUUUGAAGCUUAGAUGUAUUGAUUGGACUUUCAGAAGCAACUUUAAAAUCGAAAAAGUCCUCACGGUUCAUUAUUGUAACCAGAAAUGGGUUUUUUUCACUGCUGCUAUCAUCAUUUUCACUAAAUCCAUAGGUACCUCACAUUUUUCUUGCCUUUUUCGCUUUUCAAUUUGAGCGAAAUCCCUGUCGCAGCUCAUAAAUGAAUGACCCGACACUAGAUACUUAUGAUUGAUCUCAUCGAAAUGCCCCUUGGCAACUAAAUAAAUCCAUAAAAACAAUAACAUUUUGUUUUUAUUUUGUCCAGCGCAGUUGUCACUCCAGAUUGUUAACUUCCGCUUCUGUGUGGGUUUAUUAGUGAAAGCUUUCAGUACACACGACGCAAUUUCGUUCCCUCCACGUCCUGUUAUACCUUCGUGCCACAAAAACAUGAAGCCAGUGUUAUUGUCCCCUAGGUGAACACAAAGGUUGUAGUUGCAGAGCUGUCGCAUGUAAUACAACUGACUAUGAGAUAAAGUUGGCAAUAAUAAGACCUGCUCUAAGUCCAUUGAGACUGUCAUGCUGUCACUGGUGGGUUGCUGGCAGUUUUGACGGUCUUUUCUCAUUGCUUCUACAGCUGCUUCAGCUUUCCUGUGGUGGAGUUCUAAUUUAAUUUUAGCAUCUGCCUUUGUGGGAUCUUUUGUUUGCAUAUGUAGUAAAUCACAGGUAGCACGGGUAUCAGUUCUAGGCUUGCGAAAACUUAACUUGGGAAAAUUCUUUUUGAAAAUUUCAAAAUAAAAACGAUAACUCACUGUUGAAUCAGGAUGAGCAACCUUAAACGCAGAGUAAAGUCUAUUUAUAUUAAGAUCGGAGCUCAGAUACUGCUUCUCGCUUUUUGAACGGUUGUAAUGUCCUAAGUCUCUGGGAAAUUCGUUUAUAUGACCAAUAACCAGUGCUUUAUCUUCCCGCGUGAACUUCCGAUACAGCUGUUUAUUACCUCUCCUUUCCUUGUAAACUGAAUCUCCCCUUUUUUUCAACUUAGCGCCAAGGUUUCAAUCUGUCUCGGAGUUAAUCCAAACAUCGCGCAAAAGGUCCUCCUACACACCUGUAAAAUGUUGCCCUCUCCAUUGGGCAAGGUAAAGGAAAAUGUACGUUGGAAAAUGUACGUUGUCAUUUAGACCGUAAAAUUCAUGAAAAAGCUUUAAUUUUUGUUCAUGCGAUAUCUUUUGACAGUUUAACUUGCAUUUGCACAAUAUCUAAAACAAAGUAAAUAAAAUUGCAAAAUCACUGUCAAAAUGUCACUGUUAAAAUCAAUGCUCGACUCUUCUCCAGCACUUCUUUUUUUUUGUCGUUGCUUUUGCUUACUGCCCUGUCUAGUAGUAGUAUCAGUAUUAGUAUUCAUUCUUGUAUUAUCGUGAAACUAUACAGAACGAGAACGGAAAAAAAAUAACAAACACUCCACCAAAACAGCGUAGAAACUGCCGCCUGCAGCACAGAAAACAAGAUUAUAUUUAUUGGCACUUGUUUCGGCGUUUGACAACGACGCACUCUGUUGGGAUUUUUUAAAGUACAAUUUAAUAGUCAUGGCACUUAGCGCUUUUUAUAUGUUGUUGGUUAUGGCACCUAGAACAUUUUACAAGUAUAAAAUGGAAAACUGAUUUUUUGGCACUUAGCACAAUGUUUAUUUCAAGUCUUCAUAUAGUUCUGAAGCUUCUUCAGCAUUUUAAUUGCUUUGUAUAAAACAUACAAGCAUAUCAUAUUUAAAAAAAUUUUUAAAUGCUGCCAUUUUUUUGGCAAAAUUCACAAAUAACGAAAAUAAAUGGGUUUUAGAGCAUAAGGAUAUAGCAUAUCAAGUAGCAAGCAUAUGGAUCAUAAUCAAUCAAAAACAAAAAAAGUCAAUCAAAACCCGAAGAUAGUUGACAUUUAUUUAUUUAUUUGUAAUUUUUUUCUUUCUUGUAAUAAAUAGUGAUGGUCUCCCAUUAAAUUAUGAAUUUGAUCAUUUAAAUUUAGAAAAUUAUUUGUUUGCGUACUUUUGAUAAUAAGUCGAUACUGUUAUAUAUUUUUAAAAAGGUAAAAAAAGGCUAAUAUUAUGAACUAUAAAUAUACAGGGUGUUCCAUUAAAAAAACAAAAGUUUGGGUUAUAACUCAAAAAAUAAUAAUCAAAAAUAUAUAUAUAUCUACAUCACUGAAUUCUACGGAAAAAAAUCUAUAAGAAUAAGUUUAUACUUUUACAAAAACUUUAAAGAUAACGGAGAUACGAUGGGGGUCCGAAAAUGCAAAAUUUUCAAAAAUGCCCUGUAUCUUAAAAGCUAUAAGGGCUAUGCAAAUUUUUGUUUCACGGAAAAGUAGCAAAAUGGCGCGAAAACCGCAACUCUCUAAAAUAACGGAGAUAUCCCGCAAAAGUACCCAAAAUGGGACACCCUGUACACCGUGCCCUCAUUUGGUUGUAAUUUAUGCCCUUAAAAGUGAAAAGCCCAGUAAAAACUACUCACUGUAAUGGCUUAGUUGAAAAAAGUAGGUCAUUUUCCAGGAGAAAAAAAUCGGUAUGUCUAGUGUCCAAAAAUGUCUUAUCAAGUGUCCACUUAUCUAAAAGUUGAAAAUUUCAGAAAAUAACAUAAAUAUUUCUAUAAAACAACAAUCAGAAUAUUUUCUCAAUGUUUGAUUGAACAAAAAAUCCAUAUUUUUGAAUUAUUUUUGCUGUUACGUGUCUCAAUUUAAAUCAAAAAUUCUGAAAAUGCGUACAAGGCGUUUUUAAUACGUUUUGGCCCGAGGCCUCGCUUAUCGAAGAAUGCUCUAAUUUAUUUUAAUCUAUUCAAAAUGCACAAGGCGUGUUCUGUAUGCCUUUAUUUUUCUUCGUCUCUUCUGCUUCUCUUAGUCUUUCCAAGACUUGAUUCGUUGUUAAUACCUCUCCAUAUCUUUGUUGCUUUAAUCUCGGUAUGACUUGUUUUUUCUCUUCAACAAUAUCUUCACGGCGGCUGAGUGGCAAGAAAAUGUUGGUAAUUUCUGUUGAUUUACUGAUAGACGAUGACGUCGAUGGUUGUGGACUAUGGGUAGAUGCCACUAAUAAUUUUUGGUAGUCAGUUGACGAUGUAGAAGGCUGCUGUCGGCUUUCAGCUAAUGACACUGAAUGAUGUUGACUACAACAUGAUGAAGUUGAAGGCAUUUGAUCGUCGACCGUGGGUAGAAGUGGGUUUGGUUCAGAAAUUGCAACAACAGUUGAUUUAGAGGAUACUGGUUGGAUAAUAAUAGCAUCAGAUGUUACAGAUUUCAAAGCUUUGAGGGCAGCUUCGUAUUUGGCCAAGUCUUCUUGUGUAAACUUAUUUUGUGGGAAUUUGUUUCGAUCAACUGGGUAUACGCCAGUAUUUUUAAAUCCAGAUAUAAUAUUGCUAGAAACCAUAGACUCUUGCCAAGUAAUUCGGUAAAUUUUUCCUUAGUUAACCGUCCACACCCUCGUCCCAUUUGUUCCUUACCAAACUUCACCAAUUGUUUACUCCAGUUCACCUUUAAGGGUCCGAAGACACACUUGUCCAAAGGCUGAAGCUUAUCCGUAAGAUGGCUUGGAAACUUUAUCAAAAUAAUAUUGUUGUGCAUUGCCUCUUCAAUAAUUCUGACGCUCAUAUGACUGCUGUGACCAUCAUACAACAGUAGAGCUGCUUGAUCUAGAAGGUUUUUGGGAAGUUCUUAAAUCUUUAAUGUGAGGUAUAAACCCUGUCGUAAACCACUGGAAAAAUUGCGGCUCCUCCAUCCAUCCAUCCAUCCAUUAGUGGAGGCCGCAUAUAAAGUUCCUGGAUAGGCGCUAUUGGAAGUCCAACGAGCCUGAACUCCAGCUCCCUUGAAUACGAUGAGCGGGUUUCAUUUUUGUUAUCUGAGGAUAAAACUUGGGAACGUCCACCCUUUGUCACAUUUAAUGGAGUCUUUCUUCCUCCUAUCCUGUGGUAAAUAACUGAUCUGGGAAUAUGGUAUUUCUGCUUGACGAUACGUUUUAUUUUUAUUUUGGACAUCUGCAGCGGCAUUCGCAACAUCUUCAGUUGUAUAAGAAGGUGCUUCUUUUUUUCUUACAUAAGUACGAGGCAUCUUUACACUGCAACAAGACAAAGAAAUUACACAUUUUACAUAAAUUAUCGGCCAUACACUAAUUUUAUUAUAGAACAAAUUUAAAGACAAAUUUAUUAGGGGGAAAUGUAAACACUGAAUUAUUUUAGUGAUUAUAAAAUUUCUCGACAGACAUUUAGGCGUAAAAUAGACACAAUAGUAUAACAAACAGUGUCCAAAUGAAAUAUCUAACUUACCUCGAUGAUUUGCAUUCGAAAACUUCAGUGCCGAAAUUCAACAUAAAACCACCAAACACAUCAAAUUGCAUCAGCCAACUAAUGCAAGAAGAGCACAAACAGGAGUAACAUUUCGAGGGAAACCGAGUUCGCCCGACGUCGGCACGACUCGAAUAGUGAGUUUCGCGCCAAAUUUGAAAUCUAAAUGUUGUUGUGUUUCUUAUUUUAGAUGUGUCUACAAUUACCCCAGUUUACAUUUACCCCAAUUGACCCUAUACAAAAAGGGGUUUCCAUUUAUAAAAAGAACCUUUUCCAUUUAGAAAAUGACUUCAACUUUUUUCUAAUGAAUUCUACGUAAAAACAUGUAUAAUUACAAGUUUUUAGUAGUUUUACAUAUUUUGUAAUCUAUAAAGGGCUUUAAAAGUGGUUCGUUUCACUGUCACCCUUCAAAAACAAAAUAAAGGAACUUAUUAUUCUCGUUGGCAUCAUGAAAUAAGAUUAAUGAUUUGAAGAGAAAUUGACCCAGUGCGUGAAUAUCACAAGUAAUGGGAAAAUGCGGCAGAGUGUACAAAAGAGUUUUUCAAUCCUCAAUAAAUCCGCAUUUCCAAUCAUCAGACUGAAUAAAUACUGCCUUAUAUUUUUGUAAAGCGCUUUUGCAUAUGCGUUAAUUAAGCAUAUGCCUCUUGUAAAUAGGUAAGCUUUACUUUUGUACUGAUUUUUAUAGCACUUAGAUUUAAGUUGAUGAUUAAGGAAAUUCUAGUUUUGUUUUCCUUUCUUAUCCUAUUGAAAAGCAUUUUUUUGUAGUCAAUUUUUUAGUACAUCACAGUUUUGUUAUUUAGGUACCACACAAGUAAAAUUUAUGACUAAUUUCAGAUUGAGUCGCCUAAAGUUUUAUUUUAUAAUUCAUCUUUGAUAAUCGUAUUCGAUCUCUGCAAGAAUUUUUAUUAUUGCCGUUAAAAUUUUGUCCCAUAAUAAAAUCGUUUUAUUGGUGAGAUAAGAUUCAGUGAAAAACAAUAUGACCCGCUUUUAUCGGAAUUCUUUCUCUUGAUUGUGGAUUUUAUUUCAGCAAAAACCUGUAAAAUUAAUCAUAAAUUUAAUCUUGUAAAAAAGCCUAAAUAUCAAAUCGCAAUUAUAGAGAUUAUGGGAUGUUCAGUUAAACGAAAAUAUUUUAAAAAUUGUAUGAAUACAAUUAAAUCAAAUAUAAUUUUCUACUGCCAUCCUAAAGCUCCACAAAAACUUGUAAGAUACAGACAAGACUUAGCAAAAUUUGGGUUUUGAUCAAAAUUUGUAUUAAGAUGCACAUGCUACCUCUUUUUGAUAAAUCUUGUGUGUAAGUUAAUUAAGUUUAACAAUCAUCCAGUAACAAUAUUAAGUGAUAUAUGUAUUUCUAAGAAUUCAUGUUAAGUUUUAUUUAUUUCAUAACAUUAAGAUUUGGUACCAAAGACUGAAGGAUUUAUUUGUAUGUUUAACAGUUGUGCACUUAGGUUAUUUUUCUAAGGACACACACAGGGUUUUUCCUUUUUGUCAAGAGCUUUCAAGUUUUACCGCUUACAAGUUACCAAUGUAUACAAUAUUUGCAUUUAAAUUAGGCAAAUUCCUAUAACAGUCAUGUUUUCAAAUUAAUCAAAUCCAAUAAUAGACAAAGACAUUAAAAAUUACCUCUUUAGAAUAAUUGUAGGACAAUAAGGGUUUGUCUUGAGUAUUUGUUACUUUUCUUUUAAAAACCUGUUGUAAAAAUAAUGUAAGUUUAUGAACUUUGCUUCCAGCGAAGGGCAUUUAAUCUCACAGUGAUAUUAACAAACUAGUCAUGCCACUAGAUGAUAACGUAAAGCCUACCAAAGAUUCAUCUAGUUAAACUAUUAUUGUAAAAAAAAUUACUCGAAUAAUGUAAAUACCGAGUCACUAAUAUUACUAAAAAGCUUUAGAAUAUAACAAAUUCUAUAUCAAUAUAGAAAUUGUUUAAUAGAAUACUCAGUCCAUUUUUUUUGUUAUAUUGUGAAGCUUAAAUAUGUCAAAUGAAUUUUUUGCAUUUAUUAUUCAGGCGAGGUGGUUUAACCCUACGUAAAAUAGUUCAUUUAGUUGAUUUAUCUUUUAUUAUUAAGGUUUUUUCAUUUGUAGCAACGUUUUGCUAAUAAAUAAAUUAUGUUUAUU